Molecule: messenger RNA, 5837 nt
Organism: Spodoptera frugiperda (fall armyworm)
Lineage: Eukaryota; Metazoa; Arthropoda; Insecta; Lepidoptera; Noctuidae
Gene: for
Product: cGMP-dependent protein kinase, isozyme 2 forms cD4/T1/T3A/T3B
Exons: 11
Coding region: 402-3590 (1062 amino acids)
Biological process (GO): protein phosphorylation
Molecular function (GO): cGMP-dependent protein kinase activity; ATP binding
Source: RefSeq, a predicted model, not a curated record
CAGUAAGCGGAGCGGCGCUGACGUGAUUGGUCGCCGUGUCCCCAAUGUCUCGCGUUCCGAAUUUAAAAUAGUCGCGAUCGACUUUAUUGUGAGACAAGCGAUGUGAUUUGUUUAUAGUUUUUGUUUCUCAAUCAAAACGAAUUGAAGAGACUAAUUCCAUUGAACUAUGAUUGACUCGAGUAAUUUAUGUUCCUGAUUAUUGCAUACUAACAAAAACAGCGAGUGCGUCACAUUAAUCUCCCGUCUAAUGACGUUCGACCGUAGUAACCUUUAGAAGCUGGUUGAUAACAUCCAUCCAACGGGAAAAUGGAAUUAAAGUUAUUAAGCACGUCUUUUCACUUCCAAAUCUGCAGGCUCAACAAUGAAGUAAACGAAGCGGCAAAGAAGAAAUUGACAACAUUAUGAAAAUCAAGCAUUAUCCUGGAAAAGCGGUCAUGGAGGACCCGUGGCUGUCCAUUACGGACAGAACUAUGGAUCUCGUAUAUGCAGCCAACUGGGUUGGUGCAAAGAAUCUCAGUUCGUAUAACGAAAACGACGACCAAUCAAACUCUAGUAAAUUCAAUUCAAUAUCAAGAAGUAAAUCAUGCAGAGACGUUGGUCGUACUAGUGACAAAGAUUACGAUAGUAAAACAUAUUCAUUGGAAGAUAAUGAAUAUAAUUACUCUAAUAAUGAUGUUCCUAAUGAAAACAUAUCUCAAUUAGCUAAAUAUCAACAAAAUAUAGAAGAGAAAGCGAGAGCAAAUAAUAAUCUUCUCGCACAGAAUAAAUUGAAGCAUAGUUAUAGUUUUAAAGAUAUGCCAAAUGGAUAUAGACCGUCGACUUUAAGAAGAGUUAAACGUAGAAAUUUCACUGAAUGGGACAUUGAAGCGUUUGCAUCAAACAGCAAACAGCCACCUGUCCCACCUCAACGUAAGGAUUCUUUAAAAUAUGCCCAUCGACAGAGAAAAGUUGACUCAAAAAAAAGUUAUUAUCCAUUACCUGAUCCGGGUGCAGUUCCACCUGACCCAGCCUCAGAAUCUUAUUAUGAAUACUACUCUAGAGUAAGCCAACAGAACAAUGACACUGACAGUGAUAAGAUAAAACAGAUGCAAAAGGAUACAAAAAAAGAUAAAAGUAAUCAUAGCGAGCCUAUGAAGCAAAAUGGAAAUACUAUGUACCAAUUGAUAAACUCUAUGGCAACUUUAGACUUAAGUACAAUUAAGUCCAGAAACGGUAAACAAAACCUCGAUGGUGAAGCGGAAGAUUUGGGUAUAUUCAUGCAGCCUGUUAACAAGUCGUUAUCUACAUGCGAUCAAAUUCCUAAGCACACAACGCAACCAGUAAACGAACGAAACGGACGCAUCGAUGAUAAUAAACCUAGCUUUCGUUCUAAAUCAUUGAGAGUAAAAAGCGAAGGAAGAGCGCCACUCAGAGCUUAUCUCGACGCGGUCCAGCCUGACGAGACUUAUAAUGAAGUCACUGUCACGCAACCGAAAAGGAAUCUGUCACCGAGCGAACAGCUGACGUUAAUGCAGUACGAAAUGUUUAACGGAAGUCAACCUGCCCCGCCGAUUGCAAAUGGGUUACACUCUACUGAUCAAAGUAAAGAAAGUGACUAUCGGACUAUAAACGGUGCUGCAAAGCAAAUCAAACGUGAUAAGUACGGGAAACUAUACAAUACAGUGAGAGUGAAAAGUGAUGAUAGGUACGAUAGAUACAAUGACAUUAUGUCUUUCGGGACACAAAAAGACCGAAUUAGUGAAGAGCGUGUCACAACAAAUGGCAACGGUGUGUUUUCUAGAAGUGCUAAAAGUUCAUCUAGUGGGUCGGACUCGGAUUUUUCGAUACCAAGACCAAAGUUAAUAGUGCCUGUGCAUACGUACGGGACAAGAAAGCGGAGGACAGGAAAUCUCUGCCAACGCGACAGUAAUGCUACUGAAUCGUCGUUGGAUGCGGGUAUAUUGUUGGACGUGACGCGUCUAGAGCCAAACAACAAAUCCACAGACAAGCAUCCUCGAAAUGGAGAAACAGAGGGUCGCGUGGAAGUGUCACGGGAGAACAAAUACCUCAGCACAAUGGCACCAGGCAAGGUGUUCGGCGAGCUGGCCAUCCUCUACAACUGCAAACGUACCGCCACCAUCAAGGCGGCCACCGAUUGCAGACUAUGGGCCAUCGAACGCCAAUGCUUCCAGACCAUCAUGAUGCGCACUGGUCUCAUCCGCCAGGCUGAAUAUACUGACUUCCUCAAGAGCGUGCCGAUCUUCAAAGAUUUGCCCGAAGACACACUUAUCAAGAUAUCGGACGUAUUGGAGGAGACUCACUAUCAGAACGGUGACUACAUCAUUAGACAAGGCGCCCGUGGUGAUACCUUCUUCAUCAUCUCUAAGGGACAGGUGAAAGUCACUCAGAAACCACCAAACAGUAAUGAUGAGAAAUUUAUAAGAACUCUCACGAAAGGCGAUUUCUUCGGAGAGAAGGCAUUGCAAGGGGAUGACCUUCGAACAGCCAACAUUAUCUGUGACUCGCCGGAGGGCACGACUUGCCUCGUCAUCGACCGGGAGACCUUCAACCAACUCAUAUCGGCUCUCGACGAGAUCCGUACGAAAUAUAAGGACGAAGGAGACAGCAGGCAGCGAUUAAACGAGGAAUUCGCCAAUUUGCGUCUCUCAGACUUGCGUAUCAUCGCGACGCUUGGUAUUGGAGGCUUCGGUCGAGUGGAACUGGUCCAGAUACAGAGCGACUCCAGCAGGUCCUUCGCUUUGAAGCAGAUGAAGAAGGCCCAGAUCGUUGAAACGAGACAGCAACAGCACAUCAUGUCCGAGAAGGAGAUAAUGUCAGAAAUGAACUGCGAGUUCAUUGUAAAAUUAUACAAGACGUUCAAGGAUCGUAAAUAUUUAUACAUGCUGAUGGAAACUUGCCUUGGAGGAGAGUUGUGGACUAUUUUAAGAGAUCGAGGUCAAUUUGACGAUGCAACAACAAGAUUCUAUACUGCUUGUGUGGUUGAGGCUUUCCAUUACUUGCAUUCGCGAAAUAUUAUUUACAGGGAUCUCAAACCAGAGAAUUUACUAUUAGACUCUAAAGGAUACGUGAAACUAGUGGACUUUGGUUUCUCAAAGAAAUUGCAAGCAAGCCGCAAAACUUGGACUUUCUGCGGCACGCCAGAGUAUGUAGCCCCUGAAGUAAUCAUGAACAGAGGUCAUGAUAUUAGCGCAGAUUAUUGGUCCUUAGGUGUUCUCAUGUUUGAGCUGCUUACUGGCUCACCACCAUUCACGGGCACUGAUCCAAUGAAGACUUACAACAAGAUCCUCAAGGGUAUCGAUGCCGUGGAAUUCCCACGCUGUAUCACUAGGAAUGCGACUAAUCUGAUCAAGAAGCUGUGUCGAGAUAAUCCUGCUGAACGACUCGGCUAUCAGAGAGGAGGCAUUACUGAGAUACAGAAACAUAAAUGGUUCGAUGGAUUCAACUGGGAAGGCCUCGCGCAACGUUCCCUUGAGCCUCCUAUCACCCCUGUAGUGAGAUCACCGGUCGACACUCACAACUUCGACCAAUAUCCACCAGAUGCCGAUGAACCACCACCAGAUGACCUCUCAGGAUGGGAUAGUAAUUUCUAAAUUAUCUUGUACUAUCACUUAUUGUUAAAUUUUUAAUAAUUAUCUCAUCAAAAGCAGUUUAUGUACGACGACAAUGCGAAACGCAAACCCGCACGUUUAUGUUUUAAGUUGCAAAUGCGUUAUCGUUUACGUCAUUAGGGAGGUCAAGUUCAUCCAAUACGUAUAUAUUUUACUUAAUAGUGUGUUAAGUAAAUUGUUUCAUUGAAUGUUAUAAUGCCAUUAAUUGUUUAGUUGUUAGCUCUUGCCGGUUGCUUGUCAACUGUUAGUGGUGUUCGGAGUCGUCACAACUCAAUUUAAAAAAAAUGGUUUCUAAAAUUACUGUUUUUAUUUACACUCUGAAUAUCACUAUGUAUUUGUAAAUAGCUUAAAUUAUAAUCUAUAUUAAAGUCUCAACUAUUAAAUUUUAUUAUUAUUAUUUUUAUUUUAAUAAAUCAAUGCUUAUUAAUUCGAUUCAAUAGUAGUGCAAUAUCAAUAGCAAGAAUGGUUCUAACUUUUGUACUUAUUUUAACCUUUAUGUAUGUAUUAUAGAAGGUAUAAGUUACACGUGCUGAAUGGUGCAAUACGCAAAAAUGCGUCUUUAGGAACUUUAUCUAAAGCACCAAUUUCUAUGACAAUAAUAUGAUUUUCAAGGAAUUUUCAAACAGCAUUGUUACAUUUAUACCCAAAUUGGUUAAAUUUAUUGCAAAAUUAUCGAAACUGACACGACAAAAAAGGAUUUAACCUGUCCUUUUGAAGCGUAUAAUAAUUCUUGCAACUAUUUUAACUUUAAACAGAAAUAUAAAUACCUAUUAAGGUUUAUUUUACUAAAGAAACGUAAGUAUCCUGGAAAGAUUAGAAUGUCUUAUACACAUCCUGUAUCUCUUUUGUCCAAUAAAGGUUGAACCCUUUACAUUAUAUAUUUCUGUUGACUACAUGUGCCAACGUAACUGGUCUCCUAAUCAUAGUCAUAUAUGUUUUUCUAGUAGAACUCUAUAAAUUUAGUUUUUAUCAAAGGUGACCGGAAUGCCAAAAUAUUGUGUUACCAGGAGAAAUGUUGACAGUUAUUUUCCAUAUUAUUAAACACAUAUUCUUCUUAUUUUUUAAAUUCUAUAUUUAUAAAGCAUUUUGUAUGCUAUAUUUAUGUAACAACUAUAAUUAUAUUACAAUCAUCUUGCUUAAUAUAUUACUUUGAUUAUUGUAAAUUUUGUCAAACGCCUUGGAAACUAAUUCAUAAUAGGAAUACAUACACCAUCUCAUAAACUUUGAACAUAAUUUACAAUAUUCUUAAUUGUAAUGUACUGAAUUUAUUUUUGAAAAUAUAUAGAAAUAUUCUUUAUUUUACUCAUUUAUUUAUUUUUCUCAACGGGUUAUUUAGUAUACCAUAUAAUUAUAUACAGUAUACCAUAUAUCAAAUAUAUAUUUGGCAGCAUUUCUUUUUAAUAAAUCCGUAUUUAUUUUGAACAAAUUACAAAACAAUACAUAAUUUUGGUACCCAGAGUAGUUACCUAAUUAAGUGACAUUUAUAAUAUGAAAUCUUAUACAUAUAAUAAAAUAAAUAUACAUACAUACAUAAUUAAAAUGUAUUUAUUAAGUUUAAAUAUAAAAAUUGAGUCCACUAAUAGUUACUUCAGUAAUAUUUAGGUUGUCAUGUAUGAAGCCUUGGCUUUGUCGGUAGCUAUCUCUUUACAUGACAUAAUUUAAGACUUAUAUAUUUAAAUAUAUAUAUUUAACUACACAGACAUGAAACAUAUCAUGUCAGCUGUUCCGCAAAGGGAUCUUUUUGACGUUGUGUUUUAGUCCCAUGUUAUAAAGGGCACAAUUUAUGCUAUCGUGCUACUGUAAUGAAUUUUUAAAUCGGAAAAACGCUAUAUUAUUAUAAGGUUUAUAUGUGGGCUAGUGCUUUCCUUAACAAGAGAAAGGAACUAAAAACAUCUUCGCCAGUAGUCACGCUAAAUUAUUAUAUGGAAAUUCAUCUUAUAAUAGUCAAAUUAAUAAUAUAUCUUCCGUUUAGACAAGGCGUCAUUGUAAAUAAUUAUUUUAGAAAAAAAAUAAACGUAAUUUCAACUGUGUAAGUAUGAAUAACACUAUAUAAAGUUUGGGUGAUGCAAUUGAAGCUAUGUAAUUAAAAAUUGUUUUAUUUUUUGUAAUUUUAAUGAUAAGAAUACUUAUUUUUGUAAUCUUUAGGAUAAAAGAAUUAUUAAUUAAUUAAAUGCAUAGAUAUUCUAUUGAUUUUUUUUUGGAAAUGUAAAAAUACACUAUUUCAACAGA